GGCAAUUAUUCACUAAUCUCGAUCAGUUACCGUAAGCUUCGAAGGAUUCACAAAUAGUUGAUAAUGAAGCUGUUAUGGAUUAUCAUGGCUUGCUAUACUCUGAAAACAACUAUCUCCACAGGCUCCGUGAAUUCCACAGGUACGGACGUGGCUGACAAUGUGGCUCUCGGGCAGGACGUCUUCAGACAACUACUGAACCAAGAAACCCUUAUUCGAAUCAAUCUGGUGAAACACGUCCACACUCUGAUGCAGGAGAUGGUGACACUUAAGGAUAACACGUUGAAACUACAGAACAGUUUGGAUGAAAUAUUGAUAGGAUCGAAAGAGGACCUGAAGUCCACACAGAGAGAUAUCAAGGCGCUCAAACUUGAAAACCAGAAAUUAAAGGAAACCUCAACAGAAAUGGAGACGGUGCUAAAGGAACAAAAUGAGACAGACAUAAAAAUUAAUAAUGCUAUUUCGAAUCUUCAUAAAGAUCAACAGAAGUUCGAAAGACAAAUGAAUGGAAAUCUAGAUUCUUUAGAAAGAAACGUCACUGGGGCUUUGUCAGGUAUCAAUGUCAACAUGCGUCUAUUGUCCAUGGCUGUGGUAAAUGUUGACAAACGUUCUAAUGACCUAAGUAAGCGCCUGGGUGAUGUAAAUCAGAGCAUCCCAGAGCUAAUCGAAGAGAAGGGUCGCAUGGUGUCAGAAAUAGUUAGAAAUAUGUCCGAACACUUAUCAGAAGAAACAAAUAAUACUUUAGAGAACAUGAAGUCAGAGUUGGCAGACACACAACAGAAUCAGUUAAAAAUGGCGGCGGCGGUACUAUCUCUAGAAUGGUUCAAAAACAACAUGUCUAAGGGAAAUUGUGAUAUUUCAAAAAGAGUAGGCUUCACUGCAGGAGUAUCGUCAUCAAAUACACUCUGGUCCUCUGGUAAAUUAGUCUUCAACAAAGUGUUGCACAACAAGGGCGCUGGCUACGACUCUUCAUCCGGGGUCUUUACAGCGCCCUCUGCUGGGGUCUAUGUGUUCUACGUUUCCAUUACUUCCUACAGCGACAAUGAAAUCAACGUCGACAUCACUCUAAACGGUUACUCUCAAGUAACUGCCAGGGCCAAAGGGGGCAGUGGUAGAAUGAACUACUCGUACUCGUACUCCUACAGUUAUCAAACUGGCACAAACAUGGCUACCCUUUCAUUGAAACGCGGAGACCGGGUUUGGAUACAGUAUACAUCGGGAACGGGAUACAGUUCCAAAAGCGUACCAACCACAACAUUCUCUGGGUUUUUGAUUUGACAGGGAUAAGGCGAAAAUGCUUAAAUACGAGUUACUUAUGAGAUUCAUCACUGUUUGAUUAUCUUCACCUUUUCGUGUAAACUUAAGAUUGUCAGAGCAGAUUAUUUUGUGGAAAUUUUGAUGUUGGUUAGACUUGCAUGCUUAUACAAAAUGUACUUUAUAUGUCUAUAUAAUACUUCCUAUUCAUUUAAGAUUAUACUGUAUAAAGUCAAUCUUUCGAUGUUUCACAUAUUUACUUUUCACUUUCACUUUUUUAUGUAAUCCAUUAUACCCGCAGUUUUACCAGUCUUCUCGACCGUUACGGUUAUUUGUUUUCUGCAAUUUCAUUGGUUAAACGGCUUAAUGUUGGCUGAUCAGAUUAAGCGUUUAUUUUUAGUAUUUUAUUGGGGUCUAAUAUAUAACGCGAAAUACACGAGAUAUUUAUUCUCUCUCUGCUUGGAUCAAGAACCUCUAGGUUUCGACUUUUUACAAGAACUUCGUAUCCGUUCUAUUCAUUCAAUUGCGUAUAUCAGGGGUUUUUUUUUCACCUUGCAAUAAGUAAAACUAACGUAGAAUUAUGAUACAGUCUUUAUGAGUUCGAGUUUUCUUGACAUAAUAUAUGUAUAUAUCCUAGCAGAGUCGAAGGUUACUUAGUGCAAGGUAGAAUUAAAUAUCCCUUACCUGAGUAUUUUUCAUAGUUAGUAGUUAUAUAUUUGUAGGCUAUCUCAGCAUUUAUAUUUAGCCUUAAACUGUAUUACUUUGAGGUGUGUGGAGCACGCUGGUGUAGUAAACUGUUUGUUUUUGACAGUGUAUGGGAGCUCAUUAGUGUUCUAACUUUAGAUUUUUCUUAUCAUUACGGUACAUAUUUUUCGUCAUUGUGAUCUUUUGUUUUGGGUAUAUUUUACAUUUCUCUCUGAUUAUAUUCGUUCAUUUUCAUGGGAAAACUUAUUAUUUGUUAUCAUCUUUUCCAAAACCAUAUUCAUUUAUGCUUUAAUAAAUUUGUAAACUUUA
Messenger RNA from Ostrea edulis (European flat oyster), 2265 nucleotides. RefSeq lists its product as uncharacterized. The coding region runs from base 64 to 1275 and encodes 403 amino acids. NCBI's taxonomy places the organism in Eukaryota, Metazoa, Mollusca, Bivalvia, Ostreida, Ostreidae. The record is from RefSeq and is a predicted model, not a curated record. The transcript is spliced from 3 exons. Gene Ontology annotation, molecular function: protein binding.